CUCAGAGAGAGGGGACUGAGUCUGCUCCACUCACCGCUACCCUACCUGGCCCAGGUGGUUGGUAGUUAUAUGGAAUGGGGGAACUGGGUCGGGAAGUCUUUGCCCUUCUCAUAAUGCUGACUCUGAAGUAGCUUCGGCUCUUAGCAGGAACACAGGGCAGCUUCACACUCGCCUCUCAGUCACCUUUUCCUAAGUGGCUGUAUGCCCGCACAGUCCUUAUGCAGACAGGAGCUGGCUGCCACCGCCUACAAGACAAUACUGCUGUAGCAAGGAACACAUUUCGCCUGAGCACGUAUACCGGCUCCAAGCAGUCACCACGAAGUCCAAGCCUUGGCCCCACUUUGGGCAGCACCAAUCAGGAGAUGCCUGCGCUUGCUUUUCACCUCUGCGUUCUGACGUCAGAGGCCCUAGGGAUUUAGGAAAGAGGAAAGGGACUGGGAGUGAAGGGGUGUACGUAGGAGGGUCUUGGGGGCAGGUCCACACAGAGGAUCGUGGAGGGUCAGUUGGGGGGGAGUUGAGGAAUUCUCCCACGGACCCCUCCGUACCGUUCUUCAAGGUUCCAGCUCCAACUUAAGCCACGGUAGUCAAAUCUAGCAUAGCGCGCUGCGAACUGUGUAGCCGGUUCCAGGCGCCCCCGCGGCGCUGGAUGGGACAGUCCUCACCCCCGAGUCUGCCUUGGUAGUGUCCUAGGAAGGCGAGGCUUAGAUCUGUUGUCUUCAGCAGUGCGCGUGCGCAGUGGAGAGUGUUUGCUCAGCGCGCGACACUGUCGUGGGUGAUUUCUCUGGCGCUAGGGGCGGGAUAGCCCGAAAGCUGGACGCCAGCUGAGGCGGGGACACAGAUGGGCGUGGGGUCCUAGUCUCCAGUGCCACCCACCCGCCGGUAUCUUGUCUGGCUCCUGUCACGAGGUGUGUCUACGGCUCAGGAGCUCCUGGGACAGAGAGUCUGAGCAGUUGAUGGGCCAAGAGGCGGCGCCCCCCUUCUGCUCACCUGAAUGCAGACUGAGGAUGGGUACCCGAAGAUCCUAGAGACUGCUUUGCUGAAAGUGAGAAGUGGAGUCCAGCCCCGCUGCCCUGUGUUGGCUCCGGGGACACUCCUGGCAUCCAGAUUAAGAUCAUGACUCCUGUGAGCAACCAUGGCAUGGCAGAGAGCAUUUUCGACCUGGACUAUGCUUCCUGGAAGAUUCGGUCGACUCUAGCAGUCGCUGGCUUUGUCUUCUACCUGGGCGUCUUUGUGGUCUGCCACCAACUUUCAUCCUCCCUGAAUGCCACCUACCGCUCUCUGGCAGCCAAAGAGAAGGUGUUCUGGAACCUGGCAGCUACUCGUGCUGUCUUUGGCAUCCAGAGCACAGCCGCAGGCCUGUGGGCCCUGCUGGGGGACCCCGUGCUCUACGCCAACAAAGGUCUCGGGCAGCAGAACUGGUGCUGGUUUCACAUCACCACGGCCACCGGAUUCUUCUUCUUUGAGAACGUGGCUGUUCACCUGUCCAACCUGUUCUUCCACACAUUUGACUUGUUUCUGGUUGUCCACCACCUCUUUGCCUUCCUUGGGUUCCUUGGUUCAGCGAUCAACCUCAGAGCCGGCCACUAUCUAGCCAUGACCACUUUGCUCCUCGAGAUGAGCACGCCCUUCACCUGCGUUUCCUGGAUGCUCCUGAAGGCUGGCUGGUCGGACUCCCUGCUCUGGAAGGUCAACCAGUGGCUGAUGGUUCACAUGUUCCACUGCCGAAUGAUGCUCACCUACCACAUGUGGUGGGUGUGCUUCUGCCACUGGGACGCCCUCACCAGCAGCCUGUACCUGCCCCACUUGGCACUGUUCCUUUUCGGGCUGGCCCUGCUCACAGUCAUCAUCAACCCUUACUGGACACACAAGAAGACCCAGCAGCUUCUCAAUCCCGUGGAUUGGAACUUUGCACAGGCGGAAGCCAAGGGCAGCAGGCAAGAAAAGACCAAUGGCCAGGUGCCUCGGAAAAAGAGACUGUAGCGCUUGCCCAGGGACUGGCGAGUGUCCAGGGUUGUCCAAAGCUUUUUAUGUAUGGAUGAGGACACGAGUGAGUUUCUAUCUAGGUGAAUACUGACUUGUUCUUUAGUAUGAAUUCUAAAGUACCCAUGAAGUAUUGCUGGGGCCUUGACGUGCCUGCAGGAGGUCUUUGCCAUCAUGACCGUCCUCUGAGUCUUCCGGCGCGGCCCCAACCACAGCAUAGCUGCCAAGGCAGUGUUAGGGAAGAAGCUAUGGCGGCCGAGUGUGCAGGCUGUCGAAGAGGCCAGUCUGGAUCCCUGAGAGGGCUCAUCAGGAAGAAACCGGUGUAGGUGUGGACGUGCCUUAUUUGGAAGUCAUGUUCUUUUGCAUUGCAACGAACUGACCCUAAGAAAAUGUGAUUUGUUGAUAUUUAUUCACCAGCCUGGGGAAUUUUAAGCCCGUGGCAGUGCACUGCCCUCUAGUGGCCAGAGGCGGAAGGACACAGUUAUGGUAAGGGUUCUCAUUGGUGGCUUACUAGAGUCUGUCCACCCAUCCUGGCAUGGUGGCAGUAUGAAAUCUUGUACUUCAAAAACAACAACAACAAAACCCCAAACAACCUAAUAACCUCUUUUUUAAAUGAGAAUUUUUAGUAACGUAUUUCUUAAUUGGCAGAAUAAGGUGUCUGGAUCUUUGAGCUAUUUCUGAUUGACCAAAGUGGCUAACCUAGCCCCCGAUUCUGCUCCGUCUUUCCCCUCUAGGCUGUGAGGGGAUCCUGUCUUCAGAGGCUCAUCCUGUGUUGCUAGGGCCCAGAGCAGACAGCUUGCCUGACGUGCCCGUGAGCAACGCUGCACUGUUUCCGGGUUAGACCUCCAGACACUGGCUAGCAAUGAAUGCUAUUGGCAGACACAAAAACUUUCCCAGAGAACUAUUAAAGUAAAGGUUGUUUUGUUUUGAUUGUCAAAACUACCUGAGAAAUGGUGGUUACUCUUGAAAAUCAUGUGUGACUUAACGCUUGCCAUGGAUUGUUGGCCUCAGCAUACUUUGAGUGUUAGCUCCUUAACUUUAUCCGAAUGUACGGUGUCUAUUUAUUUCAGUCUAAGAACGCCCUUACCUUGUGUUCCUAAGACCGUGAACUGGAAACCCUGUAACUCCUAUGUGUGCUUUAUUGAGGCAUCAGCCUGGCGUUUUUUAACUGGGCAGAAGUUUAAUAAAGUGACAGCUCUUUCCAAAA
This is a messenger RNA of Arvicanthis niloticus (Nile rat), 3187 nucleotides long. It is a transcript of the gene Cln8, whose product is annotated as CLN8 transmembrane ER and ERGIC protein. Gene Ontology annotation, molecular function: ceramide binding. NCBI's taxonomy places the organism in Eukaryota, Metazoa, Chordata, Mammalia, Rodentia, Muridae. Gene Ontology annotation, cellular component: endoplasmic reticulum; membrane. The record is from RefSeq and is a predicted model, not a curated record. Gene Ontology annotation, biological process: lipid homeostasis; nervous system development; phospholipid metabolic process.